Molecule: messenger RNA, 4060 nt
Organism: Prunus dulcis (almond)
Lineage: Eukaryota; Viridiplantae; Streptophyta; Magnoliopsida; Rosales; Rosaceae
Product: RRP12-like protein
Source: RefSeq, a predicted model, not a curated record
ACUCUCGACGCUUCUCCAUGAACCCUAGCUAUAUACCUCCUGAGUUCAUUGAAGCUAGGGUUUUUCUGCAACUCCCCAACAUGGAAAACAUCGAAAUGGACGACGCCUACACUCUCUACCUAAGCGAAGACGACGACUACAUCUGCACCUCAAUCCUCGCGCGCUUCAGCAACUCCACGCGCGACGAACACCACCAUCUCUGGGCAGCAAUAAGCGCCAUGUCUCAGGAGCUCAAAGACAAGCACAUCCCUUCGACCCCGGUAGCCUACUUGGGCUUCACGUGCUCUUCUCUUGACGGCCUCUCCUCCCAGUCCGAGCCUCCCGCUCACGUGAUCGACGCUCUCCUCACAAUUCUCUCCAUUGUCUUUCAAAAAGUCUCGGCUGCAAUUCUCAUGAACAAGUCCGAGUUCCUAUCGGAGCUCUUGGUCCGUGUUCUGCGGUCGUCUUCUUUGACGGUAGGUGUAGCCGUCUCAGGGUUGAAAUGUAUAUCGCAUCUGCUCAUCAUCAGAGGCCGUGUCAACUGGUCUGAUGUAUCUUCAUUGUACGGCUUAUUAUUGAGCUUCAUUACUGAUUCUUGCCCUAAGGUGAGAAGACAAUCACAUUUGUGUCUUCGUGAUGUACUGCAAAGUUUUCAAGGAACAACGCUGCUCGCCCCUGCAAGUGAAGUGGUUAGUAACUUAUUUGAAAGGUUUCUUCUGCUUGCUGGUGGGUCAAAUCCAGAUGCGGGUGAAGGACCCAAGGAAGCUCAGGAGGUCUUGUAUGUUUUAGAUGCUUUGAAAGAGUGUCUUUUUCUUAUGUCAAUCAACUACAAAACUGCCGUCCUCAAGUACUACAAAACUCUCUUGGAACUGCACCAACCACUUGUUACGAAGCGCAUAACAGAUAGUUUGAAUAUACUUUGUCUCAAUCCAACUACAGAUGUUUCUCCUGAAGUGUUGCUCGAUCUGUUAUGCUCAUUAGCUCUUUCUGUCUCCACAAAUGAGACAUCUGCCGAUGGGAUGACAUUUACAGCUUGCUUGCUUGGUACUGGAAUGGCUAAAGUUUAUUCCCUCAAUAGGCAAAUAUGCGUAGUUAAACUCCCCACCGUAUUCAAUGCACUCAGAGAUGUAUUGGCAUCUAAGCAUGAAGAGGCCAUACACGCAGCGACCGACACAUUUAAGAGUCUCAUUCAUGUUUGCAUCGAUGAAAGUUUGAUCAAACAGGGAGUUGACCAGAUUGUAACGAAUGCAAAUAUGGAUACAAGGAAGUCGGGGCAAACUAUAAUUGCUGAAGUGUGUGCUUCUAUUGAAAGCUUACUUCGUUAUGAUUACAAUGGUGUCUGGGACCUUGCAUUUCAUAUUGUUUCAGCAAUGUUCGAUAAAUUAGGUGUAUACUCUUCUUAUUUCAUGAGGGGUACACUCAAAAGCUUGGCAGAUAUGGAGAACUUGCCCGAUGAAGAUUUCCCUUUUAGGAAACAGCUGCAUGAAUGCCUUGGAUCGGCUCUUGUUGCAAUGGGACCUGAAACCUUUUUGGGUCUUAUACCUCUUAAUUUGGAGGCUGAAAACUUAAGUCAGGUGAAUGUGUGGCUCUUUCCGAUACUGAAGCAGUAUACUAUUGGUGCACGUUUGAGCUUCUUUACGUCAAUUUUGGGUAUGGCUAGAACGAUAAAGGAGAAAUCUAGAAAGCUUGAGUCACAAGGACGUACUUUUUCAUCAAGGAGUACAGAUGCACUUGUACAUGCUUUGUGGUCAUUGUUACCUUCAUUUUGCAACUAUGCUUCCGAUACUGCUGAAAGUUUCAAGGAUCUAGAGCAAGCCCUGUGCAGUGCCCUUAAAGAUGAACCUGAGAUUCGUGGAAUUAUAUGCUUGAGCUUGCAGAUUCUUAUUCAACAAAAUAAGAAAACUGUGGAAGAAGUGAAUGAUCUGGCUGAUAGUGAAGUAGGCAGUGCCAGACAUAGAGCUUUGGCUAAUUAUAGCCCUCAGGUUACAGCAGAUAACCUAAGCGUGCUCAAGUCACCUGCUUGCAAGUUACUGGAUGUUUUAUCAGAUGUCUUUUUGAAUACCACAAAAGAUGAUGCAGGCUGUUUUCAGUCCAUAAUUGGCGAGUUUGUUUCAAUAUCAGAUGAAGAAGCUGUGUCAAAGUGUUUCAAACAUAAAAGGACAGAGCUUUUAAAUGUGAAAGCAAAAGAUUCUACAGAUUCUAAUUCCAACCGGGCACAACUAUUUGACUUGGCAGUUUCAUUUUUACCUGGUUUAAAUGCUGAAGAGGUUGAUCUUCUAUUUGGGAGAAUAAAGCUUGCAUUACAGGAUGAUGAACGUUUGAUACAAAAGAAGGCAUACAAAGUUCUUUCAAUCAUUCUCAGGGACUGUGAUAGGUUUCUUUCAUCGAAGCUCGAUGAAUUGCUUGACUUGAUUGAAGUGUUGCCUUCUUGCCAUUUUUCAGCUAAACAGCACAGACUUGACUGCUUGUACCUCCUAGUAGUCCACCUUUCAAAGAGCGACGCAGAGCAGAGGCGGCAUGUCAUCCUAAGUUUCCUGGCAGAAAUAAUUCUAGCACUUACAGAGGCUCACAAUAAGACAAGAAAUAGAGCUUAUGAUAUCCUUGUCCAAAUUGGGCAUGCUUAUGGUGAUGAAGAGAAAGGAGGGAAGAGAGAAGACCUGUUGGAAUUUUUUUACAUGGUAGCUGGGGGCCUAGCUGGUGAAACUCCUCAUAUGAUCAGUGCUGCAAUGAAGGGCUUAGCUCGGUUGGCUUAUGAGUUUUGUGAUCUUGUUUCAACCCCAAGCAAUUUGGUUCCGUCCAUAUUUCUCCUCCUCCAGAGAAAGAACAAAGAAAUAAUUAAAGCUACUUUAGGUUUCUUGAAGGUAUUAGUGGCCAAAUCACAAACCGAGGGGUUGCAUUUGCACUUGGAAAGCAUGGUGGAAAGCUUGCUGAAGUUGCAAGAUGCUACUAAAACCCACUUCAAAGCCAAGGUUAAGUUUCUUCUAGAAAUGCUAGUCAGGAAAUGUGGGCUUGAUGCUGUUAAGGCUGUGAUGCCUGAAGAACAUAUGAAACUGCUUACCAACAUACGGAAGAUCAAGGAACGGAAAGAGUGGAAACUAGGUUCUAAAUCUGAGGAAGCUAGAUCUCAAGUUUCCAGAGCAACUACAUCCAGGUUAAGCAGGUGGAACCAUACAAAAAUAUUUUCUGAUUUUGAUGAUGAAGAAACUGAGGAUAGUGAUACAGAUUACAUGGAUGCCAAAACUGUCUCGGGCAAACGUCGCAAGGCUUCCUUGCAGCUCAAAUCCAAAGCAUCUUCAUUACGAAGAAGAACAAAUAAGUACUUGCUUGAUCAACUAGAAGAGGAGCCACUUGACUUGCUUGAUCGGCAAAGAACAAGGUCAGUGCUUUUAUCAUCCGAGAAUUUAAAUCAAAAAAUGGAGUCGGAUGAUGAGCCAGAGAUAGAUGAUGAUGGGCGCCUAAUAAUUUGUGACGAAGCAGAAUCGUACAAGAAAAAGCCAUCCAAACCUCAUUCAGAUGCAAGAAGUGAAGCUGGUGGUAGUUACUUGCCCGUAGACUCAAAGAAAACACACAAGCGGAGGAAGACAUCAGAGUCCAGGUGGGCUGCCACCGGCAAAGAGUACGUGAGCAAGAAGGCUGGUGGGGAUUUGAAGAGGAAGGACAAGCUUGAACCGUAUGCAUAUUGGCCACUUGAUCGAAAAAUGAUGAGCCGUAGGCCGGAGCAUAGGGCAACUGCAAGAAAAGGGAUAUCAAGUGUUGUGAAGAUGACAAAGAAGCUUGAAGGGAAGAGUGUUUCAACUAUUUUCUUCACUAAAGGCUCAAGGUUUAAGAAUAAAAGUAGGGUUCAGAAGAAAGGAGGUGGCAAGAAGAAAACUAGGUGAAGGACCCUUUUAUGGGACUAUACUUGGAACGACACAGUUAUGGGAAAUUUGAGUUGAAGGGGUGUUUUUUUUUCGCUUCUCAUAUAAAUUACAGUAAUUUUUUUUUUUUAUUAAUUCAUAUUGUUCCUAAACCCUAAGCUUAAGGACCGUUUUAUGGGAAAAGAUUUUGGAAACCACAAAAGGCUUCAAGAAACAAUUUUAUC